Megalopta genalis is the source of this 432-nucleotide messenger RNA. RefSeq names its product ribosomal protein S29 (gene RpS29). Gene Ontology annotation, molecular function: structural constituent of ribosome; zinc ion binding. Lineage: Eukaryota; Metazoa; Arthropoda; Insecta; Hymenoptera; Halictidae. Gene Ontology annotation, cellular component: cytosolic small ribosomal subunit; ribosome. Gene Ontology annotation, biological process: cytoplasmic translation. The record is from RefSeq and is a predicted model, not a curated record.
UUCCUGUAGGUUCCUGUCUUUCACGUCGUUGAAUUGAUGCAACGAGGAUCUCCUUAACGAAGAAAUGGGUUUUCUAAAUAUUUGGUACUCGCAUCCGCGAAAGUAUGGUCAAGGAUCUAGAUCCUGUCGAGCUUGCGCUAAUAGGCAUGGAUUGAUCCGCAAAUAUGGUUUAAAUAUUUGCAGACAGUGCUUCAGAGAAUAUGCAGCUGACAUCGGUUUCAAAAAGCUGGAUUAAUGGAAAAAUAACAUAGCAUCCAGAAUUUCCUGAAGAACUACAUGCUGAUUUUACAUACAACAAGAGAAAACACUCGUGGUAUCCUAAAAAAAACUUCAAAUUUUCUGUUACGCAUGUAUCAAGUACAUAAACUGUUAAAUGACUAACUUGUAAUAUAUUUAAUCCAUGAAUAAAAAAGAAGUACAAUUUUAUUUAUA